Molecule: messenger RNA, 1874 nt
Organism: Telopea speciosissima
Lineage: Eukaryota; Viridiplantae; Streptophyta; Magnoliopsida; Proteales; Proteaceae
Product: probable indole-3-acetic acid-amido synthetase GH3.1
Exons: 3
Coding region: 42-1835 (597 amino acids)
Cellular component (GO): cytoplasm
Molecular function (GO): acid-amino acid ligase activity
Source: RefSeq, a predicted model, not a curated record
CUUUCUUUCGCUUGCUCACUGUUUCUGUCUCGGCUUCAACAAUGGCUACUGGAACCUGUCUGUCGACGCCACUUGGCACUGCCGCUUGCAAGAAGCAUGCGAAGGCUCUUCACUUCAUCGAAGAGAUGACCAAGAACGCCGAUUCUGUCCAAGAGACAGUUUUGGCUGAGAUCUUGACCCGAAAUGCCGAAACUGAAUACCUCGGCCGAUACAACCUUAAUGGCGCAACUGAUCGUGAAACCUUCAAAUCGAAGAUACCAGUCAUAACCUACGAGGAUCUUCAGCCAGAAAUCCAACGCAUUGCCAAUGGUGAUCGUUCCGCCAUCCUCUCUGGUCACCCCAUCUCUGAAUUCCUCACGAGCUCUGGAACUUCAGCUGGUGAGAGAAAGCUCAUGCCAACAAUUCAAGAAGAGCUGGAUCGCCGUCAACUUCUCUACAACCUUCUCAUGCCAGUCAUGAGCCUUUACUUUCCAGGCCUUGACAAGGGGAAGGGGCUCUACUUCUUGUUCGUCAAAGCCGAUACGAAGACACCUGGUGGGAUAUUGGCACGACCAGUGCUCACAAGCUACUACAAGAGCGACCAUUUCAAGUUGAGACCAUACGACCCUUACAAUGUAUACACCAGCCCCAACGAAGCCAUCCUAUGCUCUGAUAUUUUCCAGAGCACGUACACACAGAUGCUAUGUGGCCUCUGCCAACGAAACGAAGUCCUCCGAGUUGGCGCCUUGUUUGCCUCUGGCCUACUAAGGGUGAUCCGAUUCCUCCAACUCAAAUGGCAACAACUCGCCCAUGACAUUGCCACGGGGACUUUGAAUCCCAAAAUUACCGAUCCGUCUAUCCGUGAGUACAUGUUGCAAGUCCUCAAACCCAACCCUGACCUCGCCCGAUUCAUCACAGACGAGUGCUCAGGUACGAACUGGGAAGGAAUCAUAAGAAGAAUCUGGCCAAACACCAAGUACCUUGAGGUGAUAGUCACAGGUUCCAUGGCCCAAUACAUCCCAACCCUCGAUUACUACAGUGGCGGAUUACCGUUGGUAUCCACCAUUUACGGUUCCUCUGAGUGCUACUUCGGCAUCAACCUUAAACCAAUGUGCAAGCCAUCCGAGGUUUCCUAUACAAUCUUGCCCAUCUUUGCCUACUUCGAGUUCCUCCCCCAAGAACCCACAUCGUCUACACUGAGUGGCGGCAUCGACUCAUCUCCCCAACUGGUUGACCUGGUCGACGUGGAAGUCGGUAAGGAGUACGAAGUUGUGGUCACCACAUAUGGCGGUCUUUAUAGGUACCGAGUUGGGGACAUACUCCGGGUCACCGGGUUCCAUAACUCGGCUCCUCAAUUCCAGUUCGUGAAGAGGAAGAACGUCUUGCUGAGUAUCGACACGGACAAGACCGAUGAGGCCGAUUUGCAGAAAGCAGUGGAGAACGCGUCGGAAUUGCUGCAAGAGUACAAAACGAGCGUGGUGGACUACACGAGCUAUGCUGAUACCAAGAGUAUUCCGGGGCAUUAUGUGAUAUACUGGGAGUUGCUGGUGAAGGACCCGGAGAACACGCCGAGUGAUGAGGUGAUGAAGCAGUGUUGUCUUGCCAUGGAAGAGUCACUGAAUUCUGUUUACAGACAAGGGAGAGUGGAGGAGAACUCGAUCGGAGCUCUGGAGAUAAGGGUGGUGAAAAGCGGGAUAUUUGAGGAACUCAUGGACUUCGCCAUCUCAAGGGGAGCCGCCAUUAAUCAAUACAAGGUGCCGAGGUGCGUCAACUUCACACCUAUCAUGGAGCUUCUCGAUUCCAAGGUCCUCUCCUCUCAUUUUAGCCCUGCUUGCCCUCAUUGGACUCCAGAAUGAGGACGGUGACGAUAUGCCAAUAAUAAACUGAAUAAGAAG